CUUUAUUCCAUUCUCUUACAUUACCUAGAUCAUUCUAACAUGAAAUCCAUUUCACCUCAAGAAAUAGCCUCUCACAAUACCAAAGAUGAUCUAUGGGUAGUCAUUCAUGGUAAAGUGUAUGAUUUGACAGAAUUUUUACCUAAUCAUCCUGGUGGACAAAAGAUUAUAUUGAAGUAUGCUGGUCAAGAUGCUACUGAUGCCUUUGAACCUAUUCAUCCUCCAGAUAUUAUUACUCGUUAUCUUAGUCCUGAAGUCUGUAUGGGAAAAUUGGAUAUUACUGAUUCUGCUGGUGUCAUGGUGAAGAAAGAAUCCGAAGCUGAUAAACAAGUUCGAUUGGCUAGAGAAAAUAUGCCUAGUUUGGAUGAAAUGUACAACGCCUUUGACUUUGAAUCUGUUGCCAAAACGGUAUUGAAACCUGAAGCAUGGGCUUAUUACUCUAGUGGAUCUGAUGACGAAAUUUCCAUGAGAGAAAAUCACAAUGCAUUCCAUCGUAUAUGGUUACGACCUAGGGUGAUGAUCAAUGUUAAACAACUGGAUUUAUCUACUGAUAUGUUAGGAACAAAAGUCUCUAUGCCUCUUUAUAUUACUGGUACUGCUCUUGGAAAAUUAGGUCAUAAAGAAGGUGAAUUGGUCUUGACGCGUGCUGCUGGGCAGAAAAAUAUCAUUCAAAUGAUUCCUACUUUAGCAAGUUGCUCCUUUGAUGAAAUUGUAGAUAUGGCUCAACCUUCACAAACUCAAUGGCUCCAACUCUAUGUCAAUUCUGAUCGUUCUAUUACUCAAAAGUUUGUUCAACAUGCUGAAAAACGUGGUAUCAAGGGUUUAUUUAUCACUGUGGAUGCUCCUCAACUUGGCCGACGGGAAAAGGAUAUGCGUGUCAAAUAUUCUGACAAAGCCCCCGAAGAAAUGAACGAGGAUGCGAAUCGUAAUGAAGGUGCAGCAAGAUAUAUUAGUACUUUUAUUGAUCCAUCUUUGAACUGGGAUGAUCUUGAUUGGUUGAAAGGAAUCACCAAGAUGCCAAUCAUGUUGAAAGGAAUCCAAACUCCUGAAGAUGCUGUCUUGGCUGCUAAACAUGGUUGCUCUGGUAUUGUGAUUUCCAAUCAUGGUGGUCGUCAAUUGGAUUUUGCUCCUUCUGCUAUUGAACUAUUACCUGAAAUCAUGGAUGCUUUACGUGCGGAAGGUUUGGACAAGCAAUUUGAAGUAUAUAUUGAUGGUGGUAUACGUCGUGGUUCUGAUAUUUUUAAGGCUAUUGCUCUUGGUGCCAAAGGUGUUGGUAUUGGACGACCUGCUCUGUUUGCGAUGUCUACCUAUGGUGACGAAGGUGUGAAGAAAUUGAUACAAUUGUUUUAUGACGAAUUGGUCAUGUGUAUGCGUCUAAUGGGUGCUCCUACUAUUAAACAUAUUACAAGGGAUAUGGUGGAUAUUCGAAACUUGAAAGAUCACUUUGUACAAAGUCCAUUGGAUUAUCUUGGUCAUCAUGCUUAUGAACAAAUGUUACCCAGAGGUCGUAUCAACAAGCUUUAGAUGGAUAUCAAGUUUGGUUUAGUUGAUAAUAGUUUACGCUUAUUAUAUAAAAAUAAACAUCUGCAUUAUUUGUUUAUAUUAUUUUUUUUAAAAAAAA
Halteromyces radiatus is the source of this 1618-nucleotide messenger RNA. RefSeq names its product FMN-dependent dehydrogenase-domain-containing protein. Gene Ontology annotation, molecular function: heme binding; oxidoreductase activity. The transcript has 5 exons. Lineage: Eukaryota; Fungi; Mucoromycota; Mucoromycetes; Mucorales; Cunninghamellaceae. The record is from RefSeq and is a predicted model, not a curated record. Bases 40 to 1521 code for a protein of 493 amino acids.